ACCACACUGAAUCAGAACCAAACAGGAACCAAGUCAUCUUCCAGGAAGCUGCUGAAGCUGAGAACCAAAAUCAGGAAAGAAGAAAACCUUUCUCAUGUGGCAUCUGUAAAAAGUGUAUUGCUUUCAAAUCUGUUUUUGAUGCUCAUAUGAGAACUCAUACGGGUGAAAAGCCGUUUUCAUGUGUGAACUGUGGAAAAGGUUUUAGUCACAAACAGCAUUUAACUCGGCAUAUGAUGAUUCACACUGGUGAAAAGCCGUUUUCAUGUGUGAAAUGUGGAAAAAGUUUUAGUCACAAACAGCAUUUAACUAAGCACAUGAUGAUUCACACUGGUGAAAAGCCGUUUUCAUGUGUGAACUGUGGAAAAGGUUUUAGUCGAAAACUUAGUUUAACUGAACACAUGAUGAUUUACACUGGUGAAAAGCCGUUUUCAUGUGUGACCUGUGGAAAAGGUUUUAGUCAAAAAGGUAAUUUAACUCAGCACAUGAUGAUUCACACUGGUGAAAAGCCGUUUUCAUGUGUGAAAUGUGGAAAAAGUUUUAGUCAAAAACAGGAUUUAACUUGGCACAUGAUGAUUCAUACUGGUGAAAAGCCGUUUUCAUGUGUGAACUGUGGAAAAUGUUUUAGUCGAAAACAGGACUUAACUAAGCACAUGAUGAUUCACACAGGUGAAAAGCCGUUUUCAUGUGUGAACUGUGGUAAAAGUUUUAGUCAAAAAGGUAAUUUAACUGAGCACAUGAUGAUUCACACUGGUGAAAAGCCGUUUUCAUGUGUGAACUGUGGAAAAUGUUUUAGUCGAAAACAGGACUUAACUAAGCACAUGAUGAUUCACACAGGUGAAAAGCCGUUUUCAUGUGUGAAAUGUGGAAAAAGUUUUAGUCAAAAACAGGUUUUAACUCAGCACAUGAUGAUUCAUACUGGUGAAAAGCCGUUUUCAUGUGUGACCUGUGGAAAAAGUUUUAGUCGAAAACAGCAUUUGACUCGGCACAUGAUGAUUCAUACUGGUGAAAAGCCGUUUUCAUGUGUGAAAUGUGGAAAAAGUUUUUGUCAAAAACAGGAUUUAACUCAGCACAUGAUGAUUCACACUGGUGAAAAGCCGUUUUCAUGUGUGAAAUGUGGAAAAAGUUUUAAUCAAAAACAGGUUUUAACUCUGCACAUGAUGAUUCAUACUGGUGAAAAACCAUUUUCAUGUGUGAACUGUGGAAAACGUUUUAGUCAAAAACUUAGUUUAACUGAGCACAUGAUUAUUCACACAGGUGAAAAGCCGUUUUCAUGUGUGAAUUGUGGAAAAGGUUUUAGUCACAAACAGCAUUUAUCUCGGCACAUGAUGACUCACACUGGUGAAAAGCCAUUUUCAUGUGUGAAUUGUGGAAAAGGUUUUAGUCGAAAACAGCAUUUAACUCUGCACAUGAUGACUCACACUGGUGAAAAACCAUUUUCAUGUGUGACCUGUGGAGAAAGUUUUCGUCAAAGGUGAGUUUAAUUCACCACAUGAGGCGUCACACAGUUGAAAAGCAGUAGAAGUAUUUUCCAAUACAUGUUCUAUGUUGAGGUUCACUAUAGAACUGAUUUGGUUUAAAACUAGAAUGA
Molecule: messenger RNA, 1588 nt
Organism: Xiphophorus hellerii (green swordtail)
Lineage: Eukaryota; Metazoa; Chordata; Actinopteri; Cyprinodontiformes; Poeciliidae
Product: gastrula zinc finger protein XlCGF57.1-like
Exons: 2
Coding region: 147-1475 (442 amino acids)
Biological process (GO): regulation of transcription by RNA polymerase II
Cellular component (GO): nucleus
Molecular function (GO): DNA-binding transcription activator activity, RNA polymerase II-specific; RNA polymerase II cis-regulatory region sequence-specific DNA binding
Source: RefSeq, a predicted model, not a curated record